Tripterygium wilfordii is the source of this 2026-nucleotide messenger RNA. Its product is annotated as kinetochore-associated protein KNL-2 homolog. The record is from RefSeq and is a predicted model, not a curated record. The coding region runs from base 159 to 1730 and encodes 523 amino acids. The transcript has 9 exons. Lineage: Eukaryota; Viridiplantae; Streptophyta; Magnoliopsida; Celastrales; Celastraceae.
AACAACAAGGCAAUGGCGUCGUAGCCAGUGUUUCUGAGCGGGAAAAAGAAAUCCUAAAAGGCUAAAACCUCUCGAUGAGAAACACCCUAAUUUGAAAACGAAAAUUGAAAUGAGAGGUCGAAGCUCCGCUUGUCAGUCAAUACGUCUUUGAAAUCUGUAUGGCGUUCUCUCCUCUCCCCCCUCAAAGUGUCCCCACCGACAACGACGGAAACAAAGAAGAUGGCUGCUCAUCUCACUUUCUGAAAACUGUGUGCUUGCAGGAUUGGUGGUUGAUUAAAGCCGAUAAGGACUUUGAGGGGAAAAGACUGGCUGUCGCGGGCUUGACAUCUAGAGGGCAGCAACAAAUGAGAGUGUUUUACUCUGCACCCAUUACCAGAAGAUUUGAUAUCUUCACCCUUGAAACAGCUGAUGGGAUUUAUGUCAUGAUCCAAGGCUUAUUGAACAAGUUGAGGACCGUAGAAAAUGGUUUUUCUUCUGAGGCUUCUAGUCAUUUCUUGUUCGGCUUUCCAAUGUAUUGGGAAGAAUAUGCUAAAAAGUAUUUCAGGGAAGAGCCUUCUAAGGGCAUUGGUUUAAGAAACAUCUCUACUGCGGAGAACGCAACUACCAAACCAGCUAGAUUUUCAAGAUCUGUUGAAGAAGUAAGGGUCAGUGUAGAUUCCAAAUUUUCAGAUGGUAACCUUGAAGGCACAGAACAACCUACAGGAUCGGAGAAUAGGUCAAGAGACAAGGAAAAGGAGGAUGACAGAAAUGCCACUGAUAGAACCAUGUCAGUUCGCAUGAUGCAGUCAAGAAUAGAUGGAGAUAAUGAUAACCCAAAUGCGGUGGAAAUGGAUGCACUAAAUGUUACUCCUCCAAGUAAUUAUGGUGGUAAAAGAAGUAGCAUUGAGCUGAACUACUCAGGAAGAAAACAGAAAGAGAACCCUGUAUCUACAUGUUGUAUGAAUGAUAAAGACAAUAAUUUCUGUGGCGUCAAUAGGUCAAAUAAUGCUGAUGUUUGCCUUGGAGCAACAUGUGGAUCCAUGUCCAGAUCUCCGGCCGUUGGAGAUUUUAAUAUUCCAGAAUUUUCUGAAAAUCAUAAUUUUAAUACUACAAUGGCAGUUCCCAUGGUGAGGUCAACAAUAGAUUUAAAUAGUAAUUCUCCAAAUGCAGUGGAAAUAGAUGCAGUAAAUUUUACUCCUGCGAAUUCCAAUGGCAAAAGAAGGGUCAUCAAGGGGAACUACUUGAGAAGGAAACAGAGAGAGAACCCUGUAUCCAGAUGCUCCAUGAAGGAUAAAGACAAAAUGUAUGUAAGAGAGGAAGUUGAACUCCCUGAUGAAAAAAGACCAAAGGGCAAUUCAUCACAAUCAGCUGUCCGCUCUAGGGUGAAAAUUAAGGCAUCAGAGGCAACAUUUAGUCAGUCUGUCAGACAAAGGUCAAGAAAUUUGUUGGGGACACCAAAAAGCAAAGGGAAGUUGAGGACACCAAACAGCAAAGGGAGGAAACAACACUCAUCGGCAAACAAAUCUAAAAGGAAAAUCGUUUUUGAUGCACAUGUAAGUCCUCUUACUCAGGAAAGAGAAGUAUGUAUAGUUUCUCCAGAAUCCCUGAGCAGUAAAAGAUCCAGAUCAGGGAGACUAGUUGUACCACCGCUUCAAUUUUGGCGCAACCAAAUCCCCAUAUAUGAUGUGGAUCGCAAUAUGAUUGGAAUCCAGGAAGACAAGCAUGUAUUAAAACCAUCUAGAGGUUUUUGAAGAUCAGAACAGGAAGCUUGUGUAUAUGGAGGAGGCUGAUCCUGUGGCGGUGUUGGUGGCUGGUAAUUGUGUUGCUGAAUAUCACUCACACUCUUUACCUUUUUUGAUUGACAACUUGUAUUGUCUGUAAAUUUUAAUGCAUAUCCUAAUAGUUUGAAAGUCUUUCGGUUUUAAAAUCAGGGACUUCAAAGAUACAAAGAUUACUCUUCCUUCAUUUUCUUUUUGGGUUCUGUAGCCAUUAGGCACCAGCCCAUGCAAAUGGGUUGUUAUUAUAUGAUAAAAAGGUAAACAACUAC